AACCUGGCUGCUCUUCGUCACAUCACACCACUCUCUGCUGUUAAAGCGUCCUAUGGAGCUGCGUCACCCCAUCACGAUGUGAUUUUUUUUCUUCUUCUUCUUCGUCAUCGUCAGUGGAGACGGGGAUGUGUGUUUGGCGCCCGGAACUAAUUUGAGCCUUUGGACUCCACGCUGUCAGGAUUACGUGUCGGUUUAUUACCACCGUAUUCGCAGCCUGUUCGUGUCGCCCGACCAUGGCACAACAGGACGGCGCUGCCAACAAAAACCCGACUGUAGACAGGCUGCACUCCCACUUUAUUGUGGGAUCAGUAUCGGAGGAGAACUCAGAAGAUGAAAACCAAGGGAAGCUGGAAAUGCCACUGGAUGGAAAGGAGACACGCUCUGUGUCACCAUCGUCCAACAGCUCAGACAGCCCGUAUGAAAUAGUCUCUGACCAAAAUGAUGCCUCCGUGCAGAAUCUAAGACCAAGCAUGUCAGGGCUACACCUGGUCAAGCAAGGCAGAGAUCGCCGGCGCAUCGAUCUGCAGAGGGACUUCACAGUGGCUUCACCGGCAGAGUUCGUCACCAGAUUCGGUGGCAACAAGGUCAUCGAGAAGGUUCUUAUUGCCAACAAUGGAAUUGCAGCUGUCAAAUGCAUGCGCUCCAUAAGGCGCUGGGCCUACGAGAUGUUUCGCAAUGAAAGGGCAAUUCGCUUUGUUGUCAUGGUGACCCCAGAAGAUCUGAAAGCCAAUGCAGAAUAUAUCAAAAUGGCAGAUCAUUAUGUACCUGUGCCUGGAGGGACCAACAACAACAACUAUGCUAAUGUGGAGCUCAUUCUGGACAUCGCCAAACGAAUACCUGUACAGGCAGUGUGGGCUGGCUGGGGUCAUGCUUCAGAGAACCCGAAACUCCCAGAGCUGCUGCAAAAGAAUGGCAUUGCCUUUAUGGGGCCCCCAAGUCAGGCGAUGUGGGCUUUAGGAGACAAGAUUGCCUCCUCCAUUGUCGCUCAGACAGCUGGUAUUCCAACUCUACCCUGGAGCGGAACAGGCCUGACAGUAGAAUGGACAGAAAACGACCAAAGAAGGAAGACCAUCAACGUUCCUCAGGACGUGUAUGAGUGUGGCUGCAUUGAAGAUGUAGAGGACGGCCUGAAAGCUGCUGAGAAGGUGGGCUACCCUGUAAUGGUGAAAGCCUCUGAAGGUGGUGGUGGAAAAGGAAUCCGCAAAGUCAACACUGCUGAUGAUUUCCCUAACCUUUUCAGACAGGUCCAGGCAGAAGUCCCGGGGUCACCCAUUUUUGUCAUGCAGCUAGCCAAGCAUGCCCGCCACUUGGAGGUCCAGAUCUUGGGUGAUCAGUAUGGCAAUGCCAUUUCCCUGUUUGGUCGAGAUUGUUCUGUGCAGCGACGUCACCAGAAGAUCAUAGAGGAGGCUCCUGCUACCAUUGCCACUUCUGUCGUGUUUGAAGAUAUGGAAAGGUGUGCAGUGAACCUGGCUAAGAUGGUGGGAUAUGUCAGUGCAGGCACAGUGGAGUAUCUCUACAGCCAGGAUGGCAGCUUCUACUUCCUGGAGCUCAACCCUCGUCUGCAGGUGGAACAUCCCUGUACUGAGAUGGUGGCUGAUGUCAACUUACCUGCUGCUCAGCUCCAGAUUGCUAUGGGUAUUCCUCUUCACCGGAUCAAAGACAUCAGGAUGCUUUAUGGUGUCCAGCCCUGGGGAGACAGUCUCAUUGACUUUGAGGGUCUGUCUACUGCCCCCUCCCCACGUGGCCAUGUCAUUGCAGCACGAAUCACCAGUGAAAAUCCUGAUGAGGGAUUCAAGCCAAGCUCUGGAACCGUGCAGGAGCUGAAUUUCCGCAGCAAUAAGAACGUUUGGGGCUACUUUAGUGUUGCCGCGGCUGGAGGUCUGCACGAGUUUGCUGACUCCCAAUUUGGACACUGCUUCUCCUGGGGAGAGAAUCGCGAAGAAGCCAUCUCCAACAUGGUGGUGGCUCUGAAGGAGUUGUCUAUCAGAGGAGACUUCAGGACAACAGUGGAAUACCUCAUAAAGCUUCUGGAGACAGAAAGCUUUCAGCACAACAGCAUUGACACAGGCUGGCUAGACAGACUCAUCUCAGAGAAGAUGCAGGCAGAGCGCCCUGACACCAUGCUGGGAAUUGUGAGUGGGGCUCUUCACGUGGCAGAUGUUAAUCUAAGGAAUAGUGUGUCCAACUUCCUGCAUUCUCUGGAAAGGGGCCAGGUGCUGCCAGCACACACACUGCUCAACACCGUGGAUGUGGAGCUGAUCUACGAAGGCACCAAGUACGUUCUGACUGUGACACGCCAGUCGCCCAACUCCUAUGUGGUCAUAAUGAACAACUCCUCUGCUGAGGUUGAUGUCCAUCGACUCAGCGAUGGAGGUCUUUUGCUGUCCUAUGAUGGCAGCAGUUACACUACAUACAUGAAGGAGGAGGUGGACAGGUAUCGCAUCACUAUCGGAAACAAGACUUGUGUUUUCGAAAAGGAGAACGAUCCGUCACUGCUGCGAUCUCCAUCAGCAGGAAAAAUCAUUCAGUACACAGUGGAGGAUGGCGGGCAUGUGUUUUCUGGCCAGUGCUAUGCUGAAAUAGAGGUGAUGAAGAUGGUCAUGACUCUCACAGCUGCAGAGUCUGGUUGUAUCCACUAUGUGAAGAGAGGCGGAGCAGCACUGGAGCCCGGCUGUGUCAUUGCCAAGCUGCAGCUGGAUGACCCAAGCAGAGUGCAGCAGGCAGAGCUGCACACAGGGGUCCUGCCUUCUCUCCAGUCCGUAGCUCUGAGAGGAGAGAAGCUCCACAGAGUCUUCCAUAAUACACUCGAUCACCUUGUUCACAUCAUGAACGGCUACUGUCUUCCAGAACCUUUCUUCAGUGCAAGGUUGAAGGAGUGGGUGGAGAGGUUGAUGAAAACCAUGCGUGAUCCCUCUUUACCACUGCUAGAGCUUCAAGAAAUCAUGACCAGCGUGUCAGGUCGCAUCCCUCCUGCUGUGGAGAAAGCCAUCAAGAAGGAGAUGGCUCAGUAUGCCAGCAACAUCACCUCUGUGCUCUGCCAGUUUCCCAGUCAGCAGAUUGCAAAUAUCCUCGACAGCCACGCUGCUACUCUGAACAAAAAGUCAGAGAGAGAAGUCUUCUUCAUGAACACUCAGAGCAUUGUUCAGCUGGUGCAGAAAUAUCGCAGUGGAAUACGAGGUCACAUGAAGGCGGUGGUCAUGGACUUGCUCAGACAGUACCUGAAAGUAGAGAUCCAGUUUCAGAAUGGGCAUUAUGACAAAUGUGUUUUUGCACUACGGGAGGAAAACAAAGGCGACAUGGCCAACGUGCUCAACUAUAUCUUCUCCCAUGCUCAAGUCACCAAGAAGAACCUGAUGGUUACAAUGCUCAUUGACCAGCUGUGUGGCCGUGAUCCCACUCUGACAGAUGAACUGAUGACCAUCUUGACUGAACUCACCCAGCUCAGCAAGACGACCAAUGCCAAGGUGGCGCUGCGUGCUCGGCAGGUAUUGAUAGCUUCCCACCUUCCCUCUUAUGAGCUGCGACACAACCAGGUGGAGUCCAUCUUCCUGUCUGCCAUUGAUAUGUAUGGCCACCAAUUCUGCAUUGAGAACCUGCAGAAACUGAUCCUUUCAGAGACGUCCAUCUUCGAUGUCCUACCCAACUUCUUCUACCACAGUAAUCAGGUAGUCAGGAUGGCUGCGCUAGAGGUUUACGUGCGUAGAGCGUACAUUGCCUACGAGCUCAACAGCGUUCAGCAUCGACAACUCAGGGACAACACGUGCAUUGUAGAGUUCCAGUUCAUGCUGCCUUCCUCUCAUCCCAACAGAGGGAACAUCCCCACUCUAAACAGAAAAUUUUCCACUCCAAUCCUGGACACUUUUAAAGAAAUGGAAACUAAAAUACAGGAAGAUAGUAAAUCGAAGGAUGAUGGCACUGAGAGGAAAAAUGUCUCAGAUUCGGAAACUGUGGACAGGAUGUCAUUCUCAUCCAACCUGAACCACUACGGCAUGGUGCAUGUAGCCAGCGUCAGUGAUGUUCUACUUGACACGUCUUUUACACCACCCUGUCAGCGCAUGGGAGCCAUGGUCGCUUUCCGGUCCUUCCAGGAGUUCACCAGGAACAUCACAGAUGUGUUGAGCUGCUUCACUGACUCUCCUCCCCCAAGCCCCACUUACCCAGAGGGUGGUAAUCCUGUGCUGUAUGUUGAAGAGGACAACAAGAUUGUCCUAGAUGAGCCAAUCCACAUCCUGAAUGUGGCCAUAAAGACGGACAGUGACAUCGAUGACGACAGCCUGGCAGCCAUGUUCAGGGAUGUCACUCAUUCAAAGAAAUCCCUGCUGUUUGAACAUGGCAUCCGAAGGCUGACUUUCCUUGUGGCUCAGAAGGAUUUCAGGAAGCAAAUCAACUGUGAGGUGGACCAAAGGUUUCAUAGAGAGUUCCCCAAAUUUUUUACAUUCCGUGCCAGAGACAAGUUUGAGGAGGACAGGAUCUAUCGUCAUCUCGAGCCAGCACUAGCUUUCCAGUUGGAACUCAACCGCAUGCGUAAUUUUGCCUUAACUGCCAUCCCGUGUGCCAACCAUAAGAUGCACCUGUACCUGGGUGCAGCCCGCGUGGAGGUUGGCACAGAGGUUACAGACUACCGGUUCUUUGUGCGAGCCAUUAUUCGCCACUCUGAUCUCGUCACCAAGGAAGCCUCUUUCGAGUACCUUCACAAUGAAGCAGAGCGUUUGCUGCUAGAAGCCAUGGAUGAGCUAGAGGUGGCUUUCAACAACACAACUGUGCGAACUGACUGUAACCACAUCUUCCUGAACUUUGUUCCCACUGUCAUCAUGGACCCAUCAAAGAUUGAGGAGUCUGUCCGCUCCAUGGUCAUGCGUUAUGGGAGUCGGCUGUGGAAGCUGCGCGUCCUGCAGGCUGAACUGAAGAUUAACAUCCGCCUGACCCCAACGGGAAAACAAAUCCCCAUCCGCCUCUUUCUUACCAAUGAAUCGGGCUACUACCUCGACAUCAGUCUUUACAAGGAGGUCACGGAUGCCCGAACGGGACAGGUGGGGCCCAAAGACCGACAGAUCAUGUUCCAAGCAUAUGGAGAUAAGCAGGGUCCACUGCAUGGCAUGCUCAUCAACACGCCCUACGUCACCAAGGACCUGCUGCAGUCCAAACGCUUCCAGGCACAGUCUCUGGGCACCACCUAUGUCUACGACUUUCCAGAAAUGUUCAGACAGGCUCUGAAAAAAUUGUGGCACUCAGUUCAGGCCUUUGCUGACUUACCCAAAUGCCCGUUACCUUCAGAGCUGCUCACCUUUACAGAGCUGGUUCUGGAUGCCCAGGGUCAGCUGGUGCAGAUGAACCGACUGCCAGGAGGCAACGAGAUCGGUAUGGUGGCUUGGCGGAUGACCCUGCGAACUCCGGAGUAUCCAUUGGGACGUGAGAUCAUCGUCAUAAGUAAUGACAUCACGCACAAGAUUGGCUCAUUUGGGCCUCAGGAGGACGUGCUGUUCCUGCGAGCAUCCGAGAUGGCCCGGGAGAGCGGCAUCCCACGAAUCUACAUCGCAGCUAACAGCGGCGCACGCAUUGGGCUGGCUGAGGAAAUAAGACACAUGUUCCAUGUGGCUUGGCAAGACCCAACAGACCCAUAUAAGGGUUUCAAGUAUCUCUACCUCACACCUCAGGAUUACAAGAAGGUUUCAGCCCUGAACUCUGUGCAUUGCGAACACGUGGAGGAUGAGGGAGAAUCCAGGUACAAGAUCACCGACAUCAUUGGGAAGGAUGAAGGGCUUGGUGUGGAGAAUCUGAAAGGCUCUGGAAUGAUUGCCGGGGAAUCCUCUCUGGCUUACGAGGAAAUCAUCACCAUGAACCUGGUCACAUGUCGAGCCAUAGGAAUCGGGGCCUAUCUGGUGAGGCUGGGACAGCGAACCAUCCAAGUGGAAAACUCUCAUAUUAUUCUUACGGGAGCUGGAGCGCUCAACAAGGUGCUGGGCAGAGAAGUGUACACAUCCAACAACCAGCUGGGUGGAAUUCAGAUCAUGCACAACAAUGGCGUGACCCACUCCACUGUUUGUGACGACUUUGAAGGAGUCUUCAAUCUUCUGCAAUGGCUCUCCUACAUGCCUAUGUGUAAAUCCAGUCCAGUGCCCAUUCUCAGUGCCAAAGAUCCCGUAGAUCGGUCAGUAGAUUUCGUUCCUACAAAGGCUCCAUAUGAUCCUCGCUGGAUUUUGGCGGGACGCCCCAGCCAGUCUCCUAAGGGUUCCUGGCAGAGUGGUUUCUUUGACCAGGGCUCUUUCAUGGAGAUCAUGCAGCCAUGGGCUCAGAGUGUGGUGGUAGGCAGAGCCAGAUUGGGUGGGAUACCUACUGGAGUGGUUGCUGUGGAAACCAGGUCAGUGGAGCUGUCAAUCCCAGCUGACCCUGCCAAUUUGGACUCAGAAGCUAAGAUCAUCCAACAGGCAGGACAAGUGUGGUUCCCGGACUCUGCUUUCAAAACAGCACAGGCUAUUAAGGACAUGAACCGUGAAGGCCUGCCUCUCAUGGUGUUUGCCAACUGGAGGGGCUUUUCUGGAGGCAUGAAAGAUAUGUAUGACCAGGUGUUGAAGUUUGGGGCCUGCAUUGUGGACGGGCUGAGGGAAUACAAGCAGCCGGUGCUGGUUUAUAUUCCUCCACAGGCUGAACUUAGGGGAGGCUCCUGGGUGGUCAUAGAUCCCACCAUCAACCCUCGUCACAUGGAGAUGUACGCUGACAAGGAUAGCCGAGGUGGAGUGUUGGAGCCUGAAGGAACAGUGGAGAUUAAGUUUAGGAGGAAGGACUUGGUGAAGACCAUGAGAAGAGUGGAUCCGGUUUACAUGAGCUUGGCUGAAAAACUGGGAACCCCUGAGCUGAGCCCCCCUGAUCGCAAAGAGCUAGAGACCAAGCUGAAGGAACGUGAAGAGUUCCUUCUGCCCAUCUACCACCAGGUGGCUGUACAGUUUGCUGACCUUCAUGACACCCCAGGUCGCAUGCAAGAGAAAGGUGUUAUCACGGAUAUCCUGGAAUGGCAAACGUCCCGCCACUUCUUCUACUGGCGUCUGCGGCGUCUGCUGUUGGAGGAGACGGUGAAGAGGAAGAUCCAAGCUGCCAACGGCGAGCUGACAGACGGUCAGAUCCAAGCUAUGCUGCGCCGCUGGUUUGUGGAGGCCGAGGGAGCCGUCAAGGCUUAUCUGUGGGACAACAAUGAAGAAGUGGUGGGAUGGCUAGAGAGGCAGUUGGCUGAAGAAGAGGGCGCAAGGUCCGUCAUCGACGAGAACAUCAAGUACAUCUGCCGUGAUCACAUCCUCAAGCAAAUCCGCAGCCUUGUUCAAGCCAAUCCAGAGGUUGCCAUGGAUUCUAUUGUGCAUAUGACCCAGCACAUCUCACCCACACAGAGAGCUGAGGUUGUCCGUAUCCUGUCCACUAUGGAGACGUCCGCCUCCUCCUAGUGGGAGCCUGGCAUCUCCUCCCUUCUUCCCUCCUUCCCCCCUUCCCUCCUUCCUUCCCUAUCUGGCUGAGCCGCAGUUCAGGCCUCGACCACAGCCACAGGAGCGACGACUUAGCCGCUGCUCCUAACUGAGGCCUGUGCUGGAAACUGAGGCUGAAGGAGCCAACAUGACGGCACCUGGCAGCUGCCAGGUCACUGUAUGAACCGUUGGCAAUGAUUCUCACCAAGCAAGCGAGUUCAGUGACUCAACAUUUUUGUGAAAUUGUCAUGCGCGUGUGGCGGCGUUCAGAUAAAUCCAUAGAUUCUGUGUUUUGUAAGUGCAAUUGAGAGAUGACUCGGAAAGAAAAUCUCAACCAUUAGGAGUUUUCACUCAUGGCUCAAAUAUGACAUAAGUUGUCAUGUUAACCUUCUUACUUCAGUGUUUGUCUAAUGUCUAAAACCAUGAAUCAUCACUACAUUUUGUUUUACACCUUUUAAAUCUAGGCAAGGCAAGGCAGUGUGCCAUCUAGUUGUCAGCAUAUGUAACUGCAAGGUACAAAGAAAGCUUUAUGUUGUCUAGAAGAAGGUAUCCUACAUUGUACUCCACGUGGGAGUGGGCAUGUAAGCACGAGAGAGAUCAUUUCCCAUAACUACCACUGAAUUGUUUAUGCAUUUCCUAUGUCGCUCAUUUUUGACCAGGAAAACCAAAAGCAUGACUCAGGAUUUGUAUUUGUCGAGAUGCUUAGUGUGGAGGACGUCAUCAAAUCUUGAGGCAGUAAGAUGGAAAACACAAUAUUUACACUUACGGAACAUCAUUAGAGAUGCUGAGAUUAGACUGAACUCAGGAGGAAGAUGAAACCGUAACAUACUCUACGGUGUUUUGAAGACCAGCUUGACAGUGACAACACAUUACUGAGGGCAUUGAUGGGAAAAAAUGGGACAUAGGCAGCACUUAGUUACUGAACAAAGGUGGGGGGGGGGGGG
Messenger RNA from Solea solea (common sole), 8392 nucleotides. RefSeq names its product acetyl-CoA carboxylase alpha (gene acaca). Gene Ontology annotation, molecular function: metal ion binding; ATP binding; acetyl-CoA carboxylase activity. NCBI's taxonomy places the organism in Eukaryota, Metazoa, Chordata, Actinopteri, Pleuronectiformes, Soleidae. The record is from RefSeq and is a predicted model, not a curated record. The transcript has 54 exons. Gene Ontology annotation, biological process: fatty acid biosynthetic process. The coding region runs from base 234 to 7430 and encodes 2398 amino acids.